This is a messenger RNA of Caenorhabditis bovis, 327 nucleotides long. Lineage: Eukaryota; Metazoa; Nematoda; Chromadorea; Rhabditida; Rhabditidae. The record is from the annotation of a GenBank genome assembly.
AUGGAGCCACAAGGUGAUGCCGGAGCACAAGGCGGAAGCCAAGGACCACGCGCCUCAAAUAAGCGGCUUCAGCAAACUCAGGCUCAGGUCGAUGAGGUGGUUGGAAUCAUGAAAGUAAAUGUUGAGAAAGUUCUGGAGAGAGAUCAGAAGCUCUCGCAGCUUGAUGAUCGUGCUGACGCUCUGCAGGAAGGAGCUUCUCAAUUUGAGAAAUCGGCGGCGACUUUGAAGCGCAAGUAUUGGUGGAAAAACAUCAAAAUGAUGAUUAUCAUGUGCGCAAUUGUCGUCAUUCUCAUCAUUAUUAUUGUGUUGUGGGCCGGCGGAAAGUAA